Molecule: messenger RNA, 1054 nt
Organism: Eriocheir sinensis (Chinese mitten crab)
Lineage: Eukaryota; Metazoa; Arthropoda; Malacostraca; Decapoda; Varunidae
Exons: 3
Coding region: 132-1040 (302 amino acids)
Source: RefSeq, a predicted model, not a curated record
CGAGACGCAAGGCCGAUCCGCUUCCACUGAGCUAUCGAGAGGUGUCUGAACUAUCGAGAGGUGUGUGUGUGUGUGUGUGUGUGUGUGCGCCAGUGCAUAAUAUUGACAUUUCCCUUGUACAAUUUGCAGGAAUGUCAGUACCUCAAGCAUCAAGACAUCAUGUACUAAAGUUGGGGCUGUGUGAUGAUCUAUAUGGCCAGGCAAAUCAUGCAAUCAACCCAUCGGUCCGAGCUCUACAUCACAUGAGGCAACGAUGGAUCAAUGAACAACAUGGGGGACUUGAUAACUUAUCCAUGGCAGAUUGCAUUAGCAAAUAUGCCGCAAACAACCCAGAAGUGACAAUAAUACAGGACAUAGAAGAAAGUCGCUUUUCUGUGGUGCUGGUAACUCCUUUCAUGAGGAGAGUGCACACUCAGUUCAGAGAGGCUGGAGAAAUCGUCUUCGUGGAUGGCACAGGAUGUGUUGAUCAGCUCAAUACAUCUGUGAUACCCUUCCUCUGCGCUGGACCAGCAGGAGCUGCUCCUCUUGCUCUGCUGUUUACAUCUUCCCUAGAUGCAGCAAUGCUUACGAAAGGCUUUCGUAUGGUAAAACUAGCUGUCGGAGAAAAUGCGUUCUAUGGGACACAGUCACCAGAAACGUUCAUGACCGACAACUGCAGCGCUAUGAAAGGAGCCUUGGCAGCAACCUGGCCUGCAGCUCGACAGUUUUUGUGUUUUCACGUACUCCAGCAAGUGUGGCGAUGGCUACUAGACUCCAAACAUGCCAUAAAAAAGGAGGAUCGCCAGGAGAUGAUGGCUACCGUGAAGUCACUGGUAUAUGCAUCAUCGAAGGGUGAUUUCUUCAAAGCUUGGCAAGAGUUCAAAGCUAAUCCUCUUUCACAGAGGUACACCAACUUCAGCAGCUAUCUACAAUCAUUAAUGGAUAGGAGGGAAGAGUGGGCCAUUGCGUUCAGGGAAGGUGCAAUGCUACGGGGUCACCAUACGAACAAUUUCUGCGAGGCAACCAUGUGCAUCAUAAAGGAAGUUGUUCUUAACAGGUAAGCAUUUAAGGGAGA